Messenger RNA from Gossypium raimondii (Peruvian cotton), 994 nucleotides. Its product is annotated as transcription factor UNE12-like. The transcript has 2 exons. Gene Ontology annotation, cellular component: nucleus. Lineage: Eukaryota; Viridiplantae; Streptophyta; Magnoliopsida; Malvales; Malvaceae. Gene Ontology annotation, molecular function: DNA-binding transcription factor activity, RNA polymerase II-specific; RNA polymerase II cis-regulatory region sequence-specific DNA binding; protein dimerization activity. The record is from RefSeq and is a predicted model, not a curated record. Gene Ontology annotation, biological process: regulation of transcription by RNA polymerase II. The coding region runs from base 707 to 949 and encodes 80 amino acids.
UUUACCGAUUACAUCUUCCCCUUUCUCUCUCCCUCCUUUCUCAGUUCUCAGUAAGCUUAUGAAACUUCUCCUUCUUCCAUUUUUCUCUGCAAAUGAAUCCCAAGAAACCUCCCAAGCCCCCUUUUUUUUAUUACCUUUUUUACCUUUUUCACCUACUUCUACACCACUAAACUAACUUUCUGUAGACAACCAACCAAACCAAAGCAAUAGGCAAAGCUUCCAAGUGGUUCGCAGGACACUCGGCCUCAAAAAACCCGACCCCCAUAACCAACCCUCCCAUAAAGGCAAACGGCGUUGGAGUUUCGUCAAAUCCUACUGUGAAAAGGAAUCCUCCACGAACGGUAAUGUAAAGUUGCCGUGGUCAUCUCAGCAAAACGGGCGUCUGCGGCAAUAGAAAGGAAAGGGAACAGUGAAGUAAAACAUAAUUAUGCUUUUGAAUGAAGAAAGAUUACCUGGAAAUUUUUUAAGCGAAAAACCAUAUAAGAUAGCAGAUUAGAUCACAUUUGAAAAAUGAAAACUUGAGGGAUUAGUGGUGAAAAAAAUGAAAAUCAUGAAGAAAUACCAAUUUCACAUGGCAAGACAUGUGAUUUGCCCAUCUCCAAACAAGAGGGUCAGCAUUACGUUCUCUUUUAGCUGGUGAAGUUGCUUUUGAUUGCCCACUUCUUAUGCCAUGAAAUUGCAUAACUGAAGUGAACCUGCUCAACAAAUGGUUGCAACUGUGACUAACCAUGCUGAACUUAACCCUUCAAUUUUCUCCCUUGGUAGGGAGACAAUUGCUGAAAGAAUCAGGGCAUUGCAGGAACGUGUUCCUAGUGUUAACAAGACUGACAGAGCAGCCAUGCUUGAUGAAAUUGUAGAUUAUGUGAAGUUCCUGAGGCUCCAAGUCAAGGUAUCAUCAACUCUUUUACCUGUUUUCUCUCACAUUUCUUUUUCAUAUUUCUAUUUUUAAGAUGAUGUAAUUUUUUCCUUUCCUAAAGUUUCAUUUGUUGGUUUA